AUGCAGGACGUCCAGGACAAUGUGCCCUUGGAAGACCCUGGCGUUGCAGAGAGCGGCCCCUGUAAGCCCAAAACACCAGGUCGGACCCAGAAGGACAAGAGCAUCCCUGAGGAUCCAACCCCUCGUCUGGUAGAUGCAGGUGACGGUGCUCCCAAGCUGGGCAACGAGGUUGGGAUGAAUCGUGAUUUCCACAAGGAAGAGAAGGCUUUACCUCCAAUGAGCCUGGAAGGCAAAGUCAAGGACAAUGCCUUUUGGGAUCGUCUUAAAGAGCAGUUAUCAGCUACUCCCCCAGACUACACUUGUGCUCUUGAGCCUUUGAAAGAAAUUGAAGAGAUCGUGCUGUCGCUGCUCUUAGCACGCCAGAACCGCCUGAGAAGUGAGAUCAAGGAAGCUCUGAACAGGGACCUCCUCAAGCAGGAAGCAGAACACAGGGCCCAGAACUUCUGUCACCUCUCCAAGUACACUCUCAGCACAAUUGCUUUGCUGUGUCCAGAAGUUGCCCACAAGGAGAGCUGUGUCCGCAGUGUCAUCGAUCAGCGGAUCCACUUGUUUCUCAAAUGCCUUUUGGUUCUCAGUGUGCAGCGUUCUCGGUUAGGCCUUCCCGGAGGCCUGACUCUCACUGAGGCAGAGCUGGCAGAGAUGGACCAAAAGUUUGUCAGCCUAAACCACAAUUGGCAGGCGUUCGGCCCCUACCACACGGAGAUCCUGAAAACCCUCAUCCCCUCGAGUUUCAACCAGUGGGACAAGAAGUGA
This is a messenger RNA of Phyllostomus discolor (pale spear-nosed bat), 753 nucleotides long. RefSeq names its product t-complex 11 (gene TCP11). Gene Ontology annotation, biological process: regulation of sperm capacitation. The record is from RefSeq and is a predicted model, not a curated record. Lineage: Eukaryota; Metazoa; Chordata; Mammalia; Chiroptera; Phyllostomidae. Gene Ontology annotation, cellular component: sperm flagellum; acrosomal vesicle.